Molecule: messenger RNA, 6117 nt
Organism: Xiphias gladius (swordfish)
Lineage: Eukaryota; Metazoa; Chordata; Actinopteri; Istiophoriformes; Xiphiidae
Exons: 5
Coding region: 503-2461 (652 amino acids)
Molecular function (GO): protein binding
Source: RefSeq, a predicted model, not a curated record
AAAGGUCAGCCAAUCAGAUGAGCGGAAGUUUAACGUUGCGGUAAUCCGGUUCAGACAUAACAAGUGCGGCCGACUGAACCUGAACUCCAGGCUGAUUUUCUGCCCUUUAGGCUCUAAAAACUACACCCUGCACUGUCUCACCGCCGAGCUGGACGUGUGUGCUUACUGCCAUGGUGGACUGAUAUGUGUUACGACGAGAAUCUUUUGCGCUGGAGGAGAAUUGUUCCGUUGUGAGCUAGUUUGGUCCGUCAGUUAGUGGUGAUGUUGUGCACGGGACUGGAGCAGCGAGCAGCCUGACGCGUCUUCACCACAGGCCGGGACGAGCCGUUCAGCGGAGCCCGGAGGACCAAGAUAACCAAAUGGGAGCCAGGAAAGCCUCCAGAAACUUCGUGAAAUAACCGGGUACUUGGAUACCGUUAACCUGCUCCGAACUGCCUCACCAAUUCCUGUUGAAAGUGAGACCCAAACAUCUUUCACGGUGGAAACGAGAAGAAGAGCAAAGAUGAAUGCUGUGCGGGGGGGCACAGUCACCUGGCGUCCCCAGCCAUGGCAGGACGGGGAUGGGGGAGGAGGGGAGCCUCUGUCAGACAGCGACUCAGAAGAGGAGGACUUCCCUGAUGAUAGCACCACCCCGUUGGGGGACUACAUCACACAUGGACUGAAGCAACUCCUCGAUGCCCAGCAGCUGUGUGAUGUUACUCUGCUUGUUGAGGGAAAGAAGUUCAUGUGUCACAGAGUCCUCUUAGCAGCUGUGAGCCCCUACUUCCGGGCCAUGUUCACCAGCCCCCUGGUGGAGUCCCGCCUAACGGAGAUCCGUCUGGAGGAGGUGACGCCGUCUGUCAUGGAGACUGUCAUCCAGUUUGUGUACACUGGUGAGGCGGGACUCUCUCUGGACACAGCUGAGGAUCUGUUUGUGGCUGCCAACCGGCUUCAGGUCAUGCCCCUUCAAGACCUGUGCUCCAGGUUUCUAUUUGAGCACCUCUCAGUAGAUAACUGCCUGGGGAUGUACUCUCUGGCUCGCUCUCACCACGACCAACUGCUGCUGCGUGCCUCCCUGCGGCUGGUAGCCCAGCACUUCCCCCGGGUUGCCCGGCAGAAAGACUUCCUCCUACUUGACCAUGGCACCUUAGGCAGCCUCCUGAGCUCAGACCGCUUGGGGGUUGACUCUGAGGCGGAGGUCUACGAUGCGGCACGCCGCUGGGCAGAGCACCAGCCCUUGGACCGUUACGCCCACAUGCCAGCACUGCUGCACCACCUGCGGCCGGGGCUGCUGUCACAGGAAGAGAGCCGAAGACUGAGCCAGGAGUUGGGGCCCGCUGCGGCUGGUGAGGGCCUUGGGGGGCCUCUGAGACCACGGGAGGGAAUGUUUGAGAAAAAGAUUGUCUGUGUGGACCUGACGCCUCGGGAGGAUGAGAAUUUAGCUGCAAGAGACUACACAGUAGACUGCUUUGAUCCCCGGACAGGGAAGUGGGAGAAGUUAGCAGCGCUGGGAUCACUUGUCAGUCCCGGCUGCACUGCAGUCGGUGACAGGCUGUUUGUAGCUGGUGGGAUUCUGCGGACAGGCUCUGUGUCUGCAGCUGUGCAUGAAUAUGAUGCAGUGUUGGACCGCUGGAUAGAGCGGCCUUCAAUGGUCCAGCCCAGGGCUAUGCUAGGCCUGCUGGGAUGUGGAGAGUCACUCUAUGCCUUAGGUGGCAGUAACCGCUCGGCCCUGUUGGACUCCAGUGAGACACUGGUGCUGACUACACUACAGUGGGCUCCGGGGCCUCGGCUACCACUACCUCUGCGCGCCUUUGCCUGCGCAGCGUUACGUGGACGACUUUACCUUCUGGGUGGAACUACACUAGAACAGAACCGGGCUGUGGUCCACUCGGGUGUGCUUAUUUAUCACACCCUAACAGACUGCUGGACACGUGUGUCGCUGGACUCUGGCGCCACCUGCCUUGCCGGAGGAGUAGCAGUGCGAGGAGGAGUCUGUGCAAUCGGGGGAUACAUGAGGGAUACCACCAAGUUCUUAGAUGGAAACUACACCAAUCUGGAGACUUUGGACGCCACUGGGCGUGUUCUGUUUUUCAGAGAGGGCAGGGGGUCCGGGGUAGAGAGGGAGGUGACUGGGGGAGGGGUGAUGGUCACCGCGGAGCAGCGGGGCGGUGCAGGUGGUGGAAGCGACCGAGCCCCAAGCCCUGUGGUAUUUCCCGGGCUGCCGCGGCGGAUAGCAGCUGGGGGUGUGGCCAGGUGGAAAAGGAGGAUUUAUGUGCUGGGUGGGGAAAAUGGCUCACGGUUCUAUGACAGUGUGUACUGUUGGAAGCCCGGUUGGCGGAGCUGGGUCCAGAGACGUGAAAAACUUCCUGGAGAUACAGGAGGAGUGAGCCAGUUUGGGUGUACCACUCUAAAAUUCCCUAAGAAACAUAUCCUGUCCAGACUGAGACUAGCCAAAGAAAACUGCAAGAAGGCUGCUGACUAGCUUGACAGGGAGCAGUAUGACUGAAGUUGAGGCAGCCGAUCAUGUGACACUGAGAUGAGCUCCAGGCUGAGUUUGAAUUAGCGCCUCCUUGACCUCAAGAAAUGUUGGUGUUGAGAUGAAGUCACAAGGAAGAGACUAUUUUAUACAAUUAGAGUGCAGCCACAGAGCAGGAUAUUAAUGGACUGGACGCAGACCGAUCUUAUGAAAUUUAGCAUGGAUAGUCAAUUGUACAGGCAGAGGGCAAGUGGAGCCAAAAACUGGUUUAACAGGCAACAUGCACCUGAAUGUAACCAAUCCACUAGCUGUCAGAACGGUUAAGUCCUUUGAGAGAGAAAGGGGCCUUAUAAUUGUAUUCUCAUGGUGUAAUGUUGUCAGGGUUUUGCUGGUGUAAUAUUUUUAAGGCUGUUUGAGAAUCAUUUCAAUGCUGUGAAUUUUUCACCAGUUUAGACACAAGGAUACCUGCACAUUUCUGACAAGGCCAUAUUUCACUGAUUUGCCUCAACUUUAAGCUGAAUGACCUUUUAUUAGAGCCUGAAACAAAAACACUUGCAGUAUUGGAUACAUUUCUUCCAGUCUGCUUGUUUGCAGCACACCCAGUUUGCUCUCAGUACUUGGAAACUGAAAGAGUGCUGCACUCAGCAUCCUGUUAAAAAGUGUGGAUAGUCGUUACCUCUGUGAUCGAACUAAAUUCUGUGUGUCCUUUGAGUAAUUCUCAGAAAACAAAGGAUUCAGCUUCUCAUCCAAGGAAAAGUCUGUCCCCUGUACUGAUCUUCCCAAUUCAGUGGAGGACUUCAGUCUAAUCUUUUAUAAAAGCAGAAAACCUGAGGGUUUGGUGCAACUUGUAGUUCUCAUUGGCCUAUUCAAACCCCUGCGUGCUGAGCAAAGGCCCAAGAGUGUGUUUUUACUUGGCAGGAACUUUUAUUCAUGUUUUCAAUGUUCUUAUAAAGACGCCGCCAAGUCAAAGAAGUGGAACGUAGCAUUUGGAGAAAUGUGCUGAUAGGGCUGGGUAUGGAAAAAAUGACAUACGAUAGUCAGAACACCUUCUUCCAUCAUCAGUAAGUAAGAUGUCUUUUAGCAAUGGAAAAUCUCCUGUCAGGGUUACUGGGUAGAUCUCGACAACACUGUACUGCAAAGUGAGGAAAUACGGGAACUGUUUCAUUCUGGGGAGAAUUUCACAUACUAACUGUUUCAUAUUGUUAGUUUUUACAGCAAAUUUGUGCAUCUUGAUUCACGGCAUUUUAUAGAUCCCACUGUACAAUUACAGUGAUAGGUGAUAAAUAUGUAAGGGUUUCAUGCGGCCCUAUUUUAAGAUGACUUAUGUUUGUGUCUGGACUGUCGCUCUGUCCAGCAUCUUUCCGAAACAUUCAAGCCAGGUGAACAGCUGCCUUUACUUCAUUCAGCAGCCGUGUCAGGAUUACAUUUUUCUUUCAUUUGCUCCAGCCACCGGACUUGUGAAUGUGUUGGGCACAGAGGAUAUGACAUAUCUGAACACAUUAGCAUUGCACAUUAUUUAUUGAAAUGUAUUUUUAAGGUUGUUUUUGUUGUUGUUUUGAAAUGGUAACUUUUGCUCUGACUGCAGUUUAGGAAGCCUGGCUGUACUGUAGGAUGGCACUAUAAUAAGAGUUUGAACAGAGCUGUCAGAAAGCAGCACAUGUGUUUUGAUCUCUCUGACUAAGGGCUUCAAAGUAACUGAGUUCUGAAAGUCAGAAAGUUUGGCCAGAAAUGUAAGCACAUUGUUUUGUUGUAAGCCGCUAUGUUUUCUCUCCUCGUCUGAUUUCUUCUUUUAUUUAUUCAAAUUGAUCAAAUCCAGAUACUUCUGGGGGAGAUAUGUGCAUAUGGAAAAAAAAACUGCCAGCUGUGUCUGAAAUAUGAAAAUCACGGAAAGAUGUCUACGACAUUAAAAUCAAUGGGCCAUUAAAAACGCAUCAGGGAACUAUUUUGGGCGCUAAUUCAGUCAACUUGCUCAGUUGACUUCACCAUUUCAACAAUCAAAGUUUUCAUUACUGCAGACCAGAUAUUAGUUUUCAGACGUAGCUUUAGCUUGGUGAACACUGAUACUGUUUGGAUAGGUCAGUUACAUUGUCAGCCUAAAACAGGAAAUGAAGAUGGUGGCAGGAUGGGCCUCGGUAAUGGCAAAAUUCAAUUUUUAGUCCCAACUCCUACCCCUGAGAUAAGAGACAGCGUUUACCAAAGCAGUAAAUCAAAUGUAGUCUGAAACUCAAGAAUUUAAACCGGUUGAAGUUGGGAAAAAAUAGAGGCUUUUUCACAUAAUAUAACCAACUGAUGCAAAAGUCAUGUAUCUUCCCAAAAAAGAUUAAAAUUAGACUUUGGUCACGUUUGUCUAAUAGCUCUGCUUUUUACUGCUUUCCACUAGGUUAUCCUGAAUAAACCAGCCGAAAAUACAUUUCAUGAAUUUCAGUCAAACCAUCCUCCCUUUCAGAACUUUCCAAAUUGUUACAAUGACUCAAGUUUCCCUUGAGACCAGAACAGUGGAACUUCCCCAAUUUUCCAGCCAACGUUUAACACCACCGAUAACAAGCCGUUUCUAGCGAGCAUAGAAACUCUCCAGUGACACAGCUACCGUCUCACUCAGCUUAUUAAUUGUAACAUUGUGAUCACUGCUGGUCCAUAUUAAGUCUGUUUUUAAUACAUACUAUAUGUUACAUGACAUACUUUAGCUUAUUCAACUAUAUGCAAUUAGUACAUAAAAAUCAAACAAUAUUCCACAAUCUUUUUUUCCUCACCCAACCCACGCUCUUGAACAGAGACAAUGAUGAGCUCUUUUCAUGAACAGUAAGAGGGACAACUCAGAUGUUUGGGCUCGAGACAUUUUAUAUUAUAAGAAUUCAUACCUGAUAAGUAUGACUUGAAGUGUGUAGCUGACCGAAAUGCAAAAAAGUUUUCUGGUUUCUGGUUUCACUGGUCAAACACAGAAUGAAGAGUUUUUGUUUGUUUGUUUUUGUUUUUUUAACCAUGAGUUGUGAGCUUGUUUCUACAAAUACCCAUGACACACUGUCAGUUUUAUUUCCCAUAACACGCUCCGAAUUCUCACCCAGAAAUGUUCAGUGACUUGAUUUUCUUUUCCUCCGUGUGCUUACAGCUUGUAUGAGAUGUGAAAAGUGAUUGUGUGCGCAUGCAUGUUUUCUAUGCCGGGGCGUAUAUCUGUUCAACACAAGCUCUUUGCACACAUGCACACCCAUGUACUGUGUGUCCAUUCGGAGAAGUAAAGCUGCCCUCGUUUGUACAAUCGAAUGACGUUUGUGAGCUGAAAGGCAAAUGGAUGACUUGAUGAAAGCAGUGCUAUCAAACGAUUAAAGGACUAUUUGCUUAAAUGGUUUUAUUUUCACUGAUGACUUUAUUACAACUGUACACACACUUGGCUGAUCAAUGAUCAGAUUGGGAAACAAACCUAUGCAGUGUGCAAUAGGACACAUUCAAUAUUUUCAAGUGUGAUGGGUCCCCGAUUGAAUGGCUGCAAUAGAGCUGCUACCCAAGAAUAUUCUCGGUAUCAUAGUAGCAAAUUUUUACUAUUAUUCAAUGAAAUAUUUACUCGAUAAAAUGUCAAAAAUAAUGAAAAAUCCUCAUAAAGUGGAAUAAAGUGUCCAUUGACUUAUCGACAAACUAGUGAUUUCAGGCUGCUUCGUUAACAUUUUCUA